AUGGCUGAAACUUCAACCAGAGAGGAGCAGAAUAUUAAGGGGGUCAAUGCCAUUAUGACUCGAAGUGGCAAAACUUUAGACGGAUCAACUUUGCCAAACAACAAAAGCACUACUCUUGGAGAUGCCUCUCCACUAGAGCCUGAGAAGAAGUUUUUGGUACAGCAAGUACCAGCUUAUGCAAAGGUAAUCAAGGAUUUGUGCACCAUGAAGAAAAAGCACAAUGUCAAGAAGACAGCAUUCUUGACCGAGCAGGUAAGCGCGGUGAUUGAGCAGAAAACUCCACCAAAAUACAAAGAUCCAGGAUGUCCCACAAUCACCUGCCACAUAGAGACAAACGAGUUUAGCCAAGCUCUACUAGAUCUGGGUGCAAGCGUCAAUUUAAUGCCUUACUUAGUGUACCUGCACCUGGGACUUGGAGAGAUUAAGCCCACUUCUGUGGUAUUGCAACUGGCUGAUCGUUCUGUGCGACGGCCAAGGGGGAUAGUGGAAGAUGUUUUGCUCCAAGUUGAUAAAUUCUAUUAUCCCGUUGACUUUUUGCUGUCAUUUGGGAACAUGACUCUUGAAGUUAAUGUUUUCAAUGUUGGAAAGCAACCACGAGACGAGGAUGAGUGCUAUCAAACCUACCUAAUAGACACACUUGUUCAGGAGGAAGUACACUUGCAUAAAGAUUUUGAAUCCUUAGAUUACCUCCUCCAUAACUCCAACUUUGAUCCAUUGCUAUUUCUUGUAAAUACUAUUAAUAUUUCUGCUGAUUUUGAUGAAAAACAGGAUAAGCAAUUGAAAUAUUGCAACUGCGCUUUGAAGAGUUGCCAAGAAUUUGAUCUUACAAUCAAGGAUAAGAAAGGUGUGGAAAAUGUCGUGGCUGAUUAUUUAUCUCGCCUAGAGUUUAAUGACUCUGCUGAAGGACCACCCAUUCGAGAUGACUUCCCUGAUGAACACCUAUUUGCCAUUAGCCAAAUGCCAUGGUAUUCUCACAUUGUCAACUACUUGGUUUCUGGUGAAAUUCCAUCCAACUGGAGUGCACAAGAUAAACAUAAGUUCUUGGUUGAGAGGCUUGUGGUGGUUAUUUCUCUAUGA
This is a messenger RNA of Malania oleifera, 1077 nucleotides long. RefSeq lists its product as uncharacterized. The record is from RefSeq and is a predicted model, not a curated record. Lineage: Eukaryota; Viridiplantae; Streptophyta; Magnoliopsida; Santalales; Ximeniaceae. The coding region runs from base 1 to 1077 and encodes 358 amino acids. The transcript is spliced from 5 exons.